Varanus komodoensis (Komodo dragon) is the source of this 3363-nucleotide messenger RNA. It is a transcript of the gene ITPRID1, whose product is annotated as ITPR interacting domain containing 1. NCBI's taxonomy places the organism in Eukaryota, Metazoa, Chordata, Lepidosauria, Squamata, Varanidae. Bases 1 to 3363 code for a protein of 1120 amino acids. The transcript is spliced from 15 exons. Gene Ontology annotation, molecular function: signaling receptor binding. The record is from RefSeq and is a predicted model, not a curated record.
AUGUCCUGCAAAUCCCAUCAUCGUGGAACCAAGAUUGUCAGUGAAGAAAAGAAAAAAGGACUCCUUUUAUUGACCCGGAUGUCAUGGACACAAUUGGAUGAAGAUUUACCAGCUCCCAGAGUAACAGUAGAUGGUCCCCUUUCUACUCCUUAUCUUGUUGACUCCAGGGAAGAAAAUCUUUGCAACUGGAUGGAUUCUGGUUUCUACUUGUCUGCAAGCAAAGAUUUACAGGAAAAAAGAGACAACGGAGCAGAUCUUUCAUCUCCAUCAGGAAUGGUACAAAUGACUGUGCAAAACUAUAUGCGAUCCUUGCAUCGGUUUUCAGAAAUGCCCAUUUUCUCAAGAUGGAACAGCGGCAGCUCAUCCCACUCUCUCCCCAAUGCUCCAAAAAGUGUCACUGAAUGGCUAGAUUACUGGGACAAGGAUCCAGUUGAGAUUCUGCUGGAUUUGGGGUUUGGUAGAGAUGAACCAGACAUCUGCACUAAAAUCCCUUCUCGGUUCAUCAGUUCUCCAUCCAUGGCUAAAGGAAUCAACAUCCGCGUUUUUAUUGAAGCCCAAAGACAGCGCAUGGAUAUAGAAAAUCCCAAUUUAUGUGGGCGUUUUCGGCAAUUGCAAGUCCUGGAUCACGUGGCAAAUGCUUUUUCCUCUUUGCUGAAUGAUGUCAACGCCUUGCAGCAGAAGUCAGAAGAGGGAAACCAAGAGAAGAACACAGGAAACCUGCCUAGGGAAAAACCAGUUCUCACCCAGGCAAAGAGGAGAAGGCUAGGCCAGCUUCUGAGAAAGGUGUCUAGACAGACGACGAUGCAUGGCCCUCCCGCAUACAGAAAUACUGGUGCAUUCAAGAACAAAGAUGAACCCUCUGCUGGUACUGAGGCAGAUCUACACAUACCAGCCAGGACUGGCUUGCCUGACAAUGCCUUGAUUUCUCUAAAAGAAGUGCCGGUCCCAAAUGAGGAGGAAGAGGCUAUGACUGUAUCCUGGCCUCUGCAAUCCAGAGCUCGUAAAACUUGGCUGUUGCCUCAGCUCCCUAUAAAACAACCCCACCUUCCUUCUGCUUCUGAGAUGCUUCCUAAAGACUGGCCACGCAAGGAUCUCAGUUUGCGCUUGACCCAUCGGCUCAAGAGAGUUUCUGGCUUAAGCUGGAAGCCUUCAGAUUCCUUUGAGAUGGAAGAGAUCCAGAGCUUUGAGGAUGAAUCUUCUUGGGGAAAUCCUCUUGAAAGCACUUCAGAUGCGAUGGUGACAAGAACUAACAGUAGCCAGUCUGACAGCAGUGGAUUUCUGGAAGAUCCCUUGGACCCUUUGCCACGACAGGGCUUGUCUCUGCCUGGAAAUUUGAGACUUGGCUGCAAUCCUCAUGAUUGCCAAGCAUUUCUGCGACACAGGAAAGAUUCGCCUCUGACUAGCUGGGAUCUUCAGCCGGAUGCAGAGGGGCCUGUUGCUAACACAGCAACAGCAGAUGGCCGCGUUGGUGUAUUCUUACCCAGCCUGAGCAGGGAACACACUUUUCAGGGAGAGGAAGUCUUUUAUUCCAUAAAUGAAGAAGAGGAUCUGUAUGAAACCUUAAGUGGUCGGUCUGAAAGUGCUGAGAUGGAUGAGAAGGAGAUGCACAGGAGAGGAGGACAGAUGGAGAAGGGAGGCAGCUGUGGGCAAGGCUGUUUUCAAUGCUGUCAUAUUGACAACAGGCAUCGGGUUGAUAUUAGCUCUCCAGAAGGGAACUGCCUUUCAGCCUGCAGUGAAAUGCACUCAACUGUAAGACUUAGUGAGGGCCAGAACUUUGAAGACAGACAGGGAUGUGAAGAACCUGGGACUGAAGAAGGCAACCAUAACGAUGUAUGUAAAGAAGGCAUUCUGGAAGGCAUUGCCAUGUGUGCGGAUGGAAAGUUGGAAACUUUGAAGGCUUCAGAAAAGUUGGACUCCCCCAUUCCUAUCACAGAUAUCACAAGUGAUUGUCAGGAUGUGGAUUUGGAUGGUGCACUUAGACAUUCGGCAAUAGCUAGAGCCUCCAAAAUGGAGCAUAAUAGCCUAGUUGCACAACGAGAAAUCAAUGUUAUUCCAAGAAGCGCUUUUCAAGACUCUAGCCUUUCCCCUUACUGCUUUACCAAGGGAGAAGUUAGCUCCUUGGAUCUGUCACCUACAGGCACAGAAUUGGAGGAAGAUGGGUGUUUCCCCAGCUUCGAAUUGAACCUCAACCCUUUGAAAUCUGUCACUGUCCAGAUGCCCUCAAGACUGAUGUCAAAUAUGCAGAGCAUUCCAUCUGUUGAAAUGACAGCCAAAGGUCCCUCACUGGAUUUCUCAUCCAAGGUUUCCCAAUGCUCCAAGGAUGAGUCUCUAAUUACAUUGGAACAGGAUAUAUCCAAGUGGGAAGAAAAACAAACACGGGAAGCUUGCAUUCAAACUGACAGGAGUCAAAGAAAGAAAGAGAGAGUGCCCCCGUUUCACUGUCUUCCUUCAUUUCAUGGACGGGGACAUCUUGUGAAGUCUGCCUCUCUAGAUACAGGACUUUUUGGAAAGUACAGAUCUUAUUGCCACGAGCCUUUUAAUGCCUGGUGCGUCCAGUGCCGAGGCCAUUGCUGCUCUUUGAACACCCGCCACUGCUGUUUGAUGUGGCCGUUGCCCUUUGCUCCUUCAUGCAAAUGUUCCAUGGAGUUUUGUUCAGCUCAUACCUCCACAGAGCUACAGCUUCUGAAAACACUAAAGCUACUGCAGGACACAGCAAUGAGAAACAUUUCUUCUUGCACAGUCCAUGAAAUGGAAGUUAUGAAGAAUUCGUGCCAAAAGUUUCGAGAACGGCUGGAUGAGAUUGAACUUCACCUGAUAGAGCAGGAGGCACUUUUCUCCAGUCAGAUGUCGGAUGAAGGACGAGAGGAAAGACGGCAGUUGCAGGACUUACGGCGGGCAGUUCGUCGAGAGGUCACUGAACUGGAAGGGCAGCUGCAGGAGCGUGCUCGCCAGGUUAGGGAGGGGAUUCUGAUGCAGCUGGAUCAACUGUUAGGUGAACAGUCGCGUCUCUGCUCAGAACUUGGGAUUUCUGACUGGAGAGAAGGAAGUGAGGCCAGCGAUAGACACCUGCCUCCAGAUGCCACCACUGCGGCUGGGUGUUCAAAGGCGAUCCAGCGCAGGCCUCCCAGUAGGAGCGCAACAGUCCCUUCCAGCCCUUCCUUGCUCAGACAACCUGAGCUGCAGGCUUCAGCUCUACCACCAGUCAAGACCAGCUCAGCAUCCGACCCCAAGGAACUUCACACCAGUAAAAAAGAAGUCAAAGGAGCAUCUCAGCCAAAAAUUGAUUUCAAGGCCUUUCUACAGAACCUGAAAAGAACUUUCCGAAAUUCUUUCAGUAAUGAUGCAGCAGAAGGAAGAGACUGA